UCCACCCACUGAAGUACAGAGAUAAAUGUUCCUCUGGUCUGGAGGAUCCUCUUCGUUGGCCGGAAUUCUUUGGAGGGAAGAGAGCAGGAAUAAUCCAAGUCCACCACCAUGGCAAAAUGUGGAGAGUGUGGGCCGGGAUAUAAAACCCCCUUGGAUGCAAUGAAAGGGCCACGGGAAGAGAUUGUCUACCUGCCUUGCAUCUACCGAAACACUGGAACAAAAAAACCGGAUUAUUUGGCCACUGUGGAUGUCGACCCCAAAUCCCGGACUUAUUGCCAAGUCAUCCACCGCCUGCCGAUGCCCAACGUUAACGAUGAGCUGCACCAUUCCGGCUGGAAUGCCUGCAGCAGCUGCUUCGGAGACACCACCAAGAAGCGCAACCGUCUCAUUCUUCCCAGCUUGAUCUCGUCCCGGAUUUAUGUGAUCGACACCGGCACCAACCUGAGGGCCCCCAGGAUCCACAAGGUGGUCGAGCCCAUUGACCUCUACUGGAAGUGCAACUUGGCAAAUCCUCACACCUCACAUUGCCUGGGCAAUGGCGAAAUCAUGAUUAGCACCAUGGCUGACCCUUCUGGCAAUGGAAAAGGGGGUUUUGUCCUGCUGGACGGUGAGACCUUUGAGGUGAAGGGCAACUGGGAAAAAGGCAGCAAAGUCCCACCGUUUGGCUACGAUUUCUGGUACCAGCCCAGGCACAACGUCUUGAUGAGCACGGAGUGGGGAACGCCCAAGUGCUUCGCCUACGGGUUCAACCCAGCAGAUUUGGAGAAAGGCUGCUAUGGUGGAAACAUCAACGUGUGGGAUUGGACCACUCAUGAAUUCAUCCAGACCAUCGACGUGGGCAAGAACUCCAUUCCGCUGGAGAUCCGAUUUCUCCACGAUCCGGAUGCAGCCGAGGGGUACAUCGGCUGCGCCCUCAGCAGCGCCGUCCACCGUUUCUACAAGACCCCGGAAGGAACUUGGGCAGAAGAAAAGGUGAUCCAAAUUCCCACCAAGAAGGUCGAAGGAUGGCUUCUCCCGGAAAUGCCAGGUUUGAUCACCGAUAUCCUGAUCUCCCUGGAUGACCGCUUCCUCUACUUCAGCAACUGGCUUCACGGAGACAUCCGUCAAUAUGACAUUUCCGACCGUCGGAAGCCCAAGCUGGUGGGACAGGUGUUUCUGGGAGGAAGCAUUGUCAAAGGGGGCCCCGUCAAAGUGAUCGAUGACCCAGAACUGGACUGCCAGCCGGAUCCAUUCGUCAUCAAGGGCAAGAGAGUUCAAGGUGCCCCACAAAUGAUCCAGCUGAGCCUGGACGGAAAACGGCUGUACGUCAGCACCUCUCUCUACAGCGGAUGGGAUAAGCAGUUCUACCCAGACAUGGUCAAGGAAGGCUCCGUCAUGUUGCAAAUCGAUGUGGAUAGCAAGAAAGGAGGCUUAAAAGUGAACGAAAAGUUCUUAGUGGAUUUCGGGAAAGAGCCAAAUGGGCCAGCGCUGGCCCACGAGAUCCGCUAUCCGGGCGGCGACACCACUUCCGAUAUCUGGAUCUAACGAUCUCCCCGUCUUCGAGCUGUCACGCUAAUAAGUUUUUUCCUUGAGAUGCUACUUCUUCCUCGCCUGCUUCUGUGUGCGGUUCCCUCUAGAUGGGAUAUUCCUUGUUCUGCCACAAGAGGUCGCUCACACCCCCUGCAUCCUCUUUGCUGUGACCAUGUCUUAACCCCAGGACUUUUGAUACAAGAUUUUAAGCAUCUCCCGUGUUCCCAGUUUUGCCCCGCUUUCACUGUUGUGUAGCCAGGGAAUUGCACGUUUUUACCCAGAAGAAAAUAUUUUAGACAAUAAUUUUUCCCACAAUUUUCUCAGGGAAGGCACGAGAGCACAAAGCCCAUGUUUUUCUAUCCUGAGACUCCUGUAGCCGAGGCGCCCCUCGAAAUGCUAUGGGAUUAAAUUAACAAAGCAACUGAUCUGAUCGCUUGUGUGCAGACAGUCCUCGACUUACAACCAUGACCAGCAUUUUCAUGGCUAAGCAAGGAAAUUGUGAAGUGAGCCCUUUUUUCAUCAUGGCAGCUGAGCGAAAUCACUGCAGUUAUUCAAGUCAAUCACGAGCUGAGUCCGACGUCCCGCACUGCUUGUUGGAAGGUCGCAAAUAUCGAUCGCAUGACCCAGGAAGCUGCGGCCGUUGUAACUUCAUAAGUGCGAGGAUCAGUCAUAAGUCCCUUUUCAGCACUUUUGAGUGGUCGUUAAGCAAAUGGUUGUAAGUCGAGCACUAACUGUAUUCCGAGUAAUACAAACUCAUCUCGUGGUUUUUUUGGGCAAAUGUCAAAUCUUUUUAAUUAUGGAACCCAGGGUUGUUUGUGACUUAAUGAGCAAUGGAGCCAUUCUCGGAACAUCUUAGCAUUCCCUCUAGCAUAAUGCUUCAGAAACAGAAUAAUAUAUUUCUUUAUCUUUGCUACUCACGGUUCUUUUAAAAAAAAUAAAAUAAUAAUUUUUCAAAGGG
Molecule: messenger RNA, 2467 nt
Organism: Thamnophis elegans (Western terrestrial garter snake)
Lineage: Eukaryota; Metazoa; Chordata; Lepidosauria; Squamata; Natricidae
Product: methanethiol oxidase-like
Exons: 12
Coding region: 109-1524 (471 amino acids)
Molecular function (GO): protein binding; selenium binding
Source: RefSeq, a predicted model, not a curated record